GUCCAUGGAUGAUGGCAUCAAUUGUUUUACGGGCAUUUCUAGCGAAAUAAUAGGCGGUUGCAUUAAAUUUUCAUCAACAUAGUACCCAUGCUCUAGAUGGAAUGUACGGCUUUGUUCCUUUGGGUGUGGCAAGCAGUCUUUGUUAUGAGGUAUUUGACAAUGCAUCACUACGGAUUGGGUCUUUGAUCUUUUUGACAUCGCGCUUCUAUCCAAAUCACACAAGGCGGAAGAACAGACUAAAAGUCAUGGAUCAAACCCAAAGUCCAAGAAUCAGGAGCCCAGAUGGACCAGACCAGAAACCUACGGUCGCGGUAGACAAGAUGGGUCUUCAUAGACGGCGGCGGGGGCAGCAAGCGGUCAUAAAAUCCGUCGAAAUCCUCAAGAAAGAGACAGCAUAUUUUAAGGACCGGCCUUUACCAUCAACACCGGCGUCCAUCCAAACUACUCCGGUUGAGCUGUACGACCUUAAGGUUCCCUCACCACUACGGCAAGAGAAGCAUGAAAAUGCCAAGAGUCAGUCGCAACAGGGAGCGACACCUAACCUACUACUAGUACCGAUCAAAACCGACCCCGCGUCCCUCUCGACGACCUUGAGCGCAUUGCCCGAAGGCAAAAUCAUCAACUUUGAAGGCAGUAAAUUCAGCGCCAUGCGCACCCGGAGGGGGUCUGUAAUAGCAGUAAUAACUCCCGAAGGGACAUGGCGACGAUCAGUGUAUAUCCCAGGACCAAUCAGAUUGCCAACGCUUGGAAUGAAAUCCUUAUAUUCCAUGUCCAACCUCGACUACCUCGACGAUGGCAUAGAACUUCCCGGGGAGCCGUGGGGAAGGAGACUGUCAGAGGAUGGGAUGAUUGAUGACAUCGUGUCCUUCUUCGAAUCCUUCAAGUUUGAGCGUGUCGGCAUCGAGACGGAAAGCGGAUGGGCAAGGCCGCCAUUCAACGAUGCAGACAGCAUCUAUAGCAGCACAUCCCUCGGCUUCAGUGACAACCGCAAGUUGGUAAAGAUGUCGCAGUCCAGCACCCUCCCCAUCCCACAGACACAGCUGCAAAUCAGUCCCCUAUCACGGACCGCAUCCCCAUAUUCGCCAAGCAAAUCGUUGCCGGCGCAAAAUCGUCGCAAGCGGCCGGCGAUACAUCAGAAGUCGGGGAUCAGGCGGUUUUUGGCUAGCGUAACCUCGAUCGUGUAGAUACCAAAGCGCUGGGUAGAUAUACGCUUCAAUUAUCUCGAUAUGUUGUUAGCGUGAUGGAGCUCGUAAGAGCUGGCUUCACGUACCAUUAAUGGAAUCAUUACCA
Molecule: messenger RNA, 1290 nt
Organism: Eremomyces bilateralis CBS 781.70
Lineage: Eukaryota; Fungi; Ascomycota; Dothideomycetes; Eremomycetales; Eremomycetaceae
Exons: 1
Coding region: 102-1184 (360 amino acids)
Source: RefSeq, a predicted model, not a curated record